Rubroshorea leprosula is the source of this 1613-nucleotide messenger RNA. Lineage: Eukaryota; Viridiplantae; Streptophyta; Magnoliopsida; Malvales; Dipterocarpaceae. The record is from the annotation of a GenBank genome assembly.
GUACAAGAAUUCACAAAAGGAAAAUAUUUCAUUUUUGUGUUCUUCAGGGAAGUUAUGGUCUUGUUACAACUCCAAAUACCAGAGAGCUUGCUUUGGUAAUCCCAUGGAAGUUGAUACGGGCAACAAUCUAGUUCCAUCUAGGCUUUUUUUCUUUUCUGGAUUCUACUGCUGGGACUGGGAGUUCUUGACUGCUCUCCUUCUCUUUAGUUGUUCCGUUUGAAAUCGCCGAUUUCAUUUUCUUUUUUUUUUUCUGCUUAUUUUUUCCUUUCAUCUGAUUAUUGUGAUUCUCCUGUUAGAUUUUGUAAUUUUUUUUCCUUUUUUGAGAAUUUGAUCUCGUUGACGGAGUUUUGGUGAUCGAUCCAUGGCGCAAAGGUCUGUUCCGGCGCCGUUUCUGACCAAGACGUAUCAGCUGGUGGAUGAUCCGAUCACCGACGAUGUGAUUUCGUGGAAUGAAAACGGCACCUCCUUCGUCGUCUGGAAAACCGCUGAUUUUGCAAAGGAUUUGCUGCCUAAUUGUUUCAAGCACAAUAAUUUCUCCAGCUUCGUUCGGCAGCUGAAUACCUAUGGGUUUCGGAAGGUUGUGCCGGAUAAAUGGGAAUUCAUGAACGAGAAUUUCCGGCGAGGGCAGAAGGAGCUUCUCUCAGAGAUACGUCGUCGGAAGACGGCUAGUUCAUCUCCAACUACUGCGGCUGGAAAAAAUGCUGGUGCCGGACCUUCCUCGCCUUCAAACUCCGGCGAAGAACUCGGGUCAUCCUCUACCUCCUCGCCGGACUCGAAGAACCCCGGAUCGGUUGAGACGGCAACCCCGACUCAGUUUGCUGACUUAUCAGGUGAGAACGAGAAGCUGAAGAAGGACAACGAGGUGCUGAGCUCGGAACUCGCACAGGCAAAAAAGAAGUGCGAGGAGCUGAUCGCGUUCUUAACGGACUAUGUGAAGGUCGGGCCUGAUCAGAUCAAUCGCAUCAUGCGUCAAGGCAGCUGUGGUUCCACCCAUGAUGUUGAUGAUCUUGGUUGCAGUGGCGAAGAUGAUGACGAUGAUGAUGAUCACGAUGACGACGAAAAAGGCGGCGGAGAAGAUGGUGGAAGUUUGAAACUGUUCGGGGUUUGGCUGAAAGGAAAGGAGAAAAAGAGACGCCGUGAGGAAACUGUUUUCGGUGGUCCCCAUGCCAAGGAGAUGAAGACCGUGGAUUUUCAUCAUGCUCCGUUAAUGAAGAGCAGCAAGGUGUGUAACUAACCACAAUCGGCGCUUGAUAAAGGGGGAACGCAAGAUAAGUCUGCUGCGGCCCCUCUCAGUAGAUUUGUAUAAUGGUUUGAUUUGUAAUUGGUUAGGAACAAAAAUUACUCAUAUAAUUAGUUCUGAUAAUAAGGAUUAAGAUGGAUGUCAUUUUAUUUUUCUUGUUUAGGUGGGUGUGAGAGAAUUCAUUAGAUGCUGAGACAAAAAAAUCUUUCUGGCUUUCUUUCCCAUCUAGACUUCAUUUUAGUGUGUUAUUAUGAAAUAUUUGUAUGUGACAUGUCCUAUUAAUAGGAUAUGUAAAAUGUUGUUAUUGUUUAAUCAUCUCAGAAAAUGUAAUAUGGUUAUUGCUUCAAGGCUUUAAUUAAUACAAUAUUCUCAA